Messenger RNA from Tympanuchus pallidicinctus (lesser prairie-chicken), 1600 nucleotides. RefSeq names its product family with sequence similarity 180 member B (gene FAM180B). The record is from RefSeq and is a predicted model, not a curated record. Lineage: Eukaryota; Metazoa; Chordata; Aves; Galliformes; Phasianidae. The transcript has 3 exons. The coding region runs from base 116 to 706 and encodes 196 amino acids.
AGCAGAGGCUGCUGGGAUCAGAAGCAGCCAGGAGAGACACCACAGCAAGCAGCUUUCACUUCAGACUCGGCACAGUCUGCAGAGGGGAUGUGAACCAUUACUGGGCACGGCUGCUAUGGCCCAGGUGCAGCUCAACACCUGGCUGAUCCUGUGCAUCUUUGCUGGAUCCCAGAGGCUAACAGAUGAACAUCCUUACAGCAGGGACGAUGCCAGCACCAACGCACCCCACCGCGGCCCAGAGGACGCCGACGUCAUGUUAGAGAUGCUCUGGGGCAGGCUGGACAUUCAGGCCAACGGGACAAUCCAGCUGCGGGACGAAGAGCUGGCCUCCCUGCGCUCAGCACGGUGGUUCAUGCAGAUCUUGGAGCGUGAAGUUCCCAAAACACCGAUGGAGAUUGAGCAGCAACUGAGAUAUUACUCACAGACUGAUAGCUCUUUGCCUCUAACAGAGUUUGACCGCCUGCUUUUCACCAGUGUUUACUGCGCCUAUCAGAUCCGCUCAGUUCAGGGUCUGGAUAAAAAUCUCUGGAUCCGUUUUUUCUCUCAGUUAGCUGAUGAAAUCUUUCGUGAUCUGUGCAAGGGGCUCUGCCCUGCAAAUUCCACCCUCCUCCUGGCUUCCUGGCCCUCGAAGGAAAAGCCUUCACAUUUAGCAUCUCUGAAACAUUUUUAUCGCUCUAAUCUGGCCAGGACCAAGAGAGACACUUAAUAAAGGAAACAACCAUGGGAAGGUGUGCAUCUGACCUCAGCUGCAAUCUGGGCUGUUUCAAAUGCUGACAAUCCUUCCACAUUAUUCUGGACUUUGCAGAAAUAUGCCACAUCUCUCAUCCAGCUCUCUGUAUUUAUACACAACAUUUUAUUUUUAGAUAGAACAGGACAUAACUCAAAAUUGCAUCUCACACUUUCCUUUUUUUUUUCCUUUUUUGUUUUUUUUUUAAGUGGGUUGGGCUGAUGUAGGCAGUGCUAUUUAGAAGUGUUAUCUAUCUUGAUCACUGAUGCUUUCUAGGGAGUUGUCCUGGCAGGUUUUUUCCAGGAUGUUACACUGGUGUCUUAGCAGAAUUUAUCUUGAAUAAUUCAGCUUGGCGUCCUCUAUUCCUUCUGUGGUUUCAGCCAAAUGCAGUCUUUUUUCUCCUCUCCAGUAAUCAGCUAAGCAGAUGCUGCUGUGUUUCACAAUACAGGUAGUGCACUUAAUUUCAGCUUCCUGGUUAUGCAAUUCGCAUUUUAUGUGCCCAAAGUAAUUUUCCACAUAACGUGUUCAUUUUUCUUAAAAGAUCAACCAAAACUGCAUGUAUUCUACAAAGCUUCCCUGUAUUUGUAUAUUAUAUUUACAUAUGUAUACUGCUUUGUGUCAGCCAGCAGUUUGGAAUAUACUUUUUAUAUCUCAUUUAAAUUCCCAAGGAUAGUGACCUAGUUAUUUCUACAGCAGAUUUUAUCUCUUCUGAAGUUCUCUUCCGUACUGCUAUGGCACUUUACAAGACAAACAUAACAAACACACAAUCCUUAUACUCAAAAUCAGAAACGUAAUUAUUUUAUAGAAUGAGAUACUUAACUUUCUCUAUCUUACACAUUGCUGUGUGGAACUAAAUAAAUAUGAUCAUCUACA